AUGUGUAGAUAUCCAGCUUAUAAACAUCACUGGUCUGAUACCAAAUUACCUGUUGUAUUGGAAAUAACAUCGUAUAGUCUCGAUCAAUUAGAUCCUGCGACAAACAUGGUAUUAGCCAGUUAUUGUUAUAAAGAUUUUGAAGGACUGCUAACGAUGAAAGAUUAUCCCAAUGGAUUUGUUAUUGUAUGCGGUGGAUUUGGACGCUUACAUCUCUUUGCUUCUAUGCAUAUGGAAGAGAUAAAAAAGAAAUUACAAGAAGCUGCAUUAAAUAAUUUGGGCAUUAAUAUAAAAAUGUUAAAGGAACCUAUAAGACUCGAUGACUUUAUUGCUCAAAGACUAGGAAAAUUUAGCGGUGACGAGCAUAUAACGAGCGUAUCGGAAUUUACUGUUCAUAAACUGUCUUCUAGGCAUUUGGAUCCUCAAAGAAGAACGCUUUGUCUCUCAGACACUUGUCUGUUGGAGAGAGAUCCUCAAACGUAUAACAUUUGUACUCUUAGACCAUUGUCGGACAUUUUUACUUUGAUUCGUGAUAAUGAUAAUCCUCAAUUAUUCACUAUACAAUAUCUUAAUGGUCAAAUGCGCAGUUAUAUCGCAACAAAUAGAGAUUCCUUAUUAGCAUCCUUACUAGAUGGUGUAAGAGCAUCGGGUAACAGAGAUGUUCACGUAAAGAUGUAUCCAAUUGCCAGAGGUAAAAGACUUGGACCUUUCAAUCUAUCCGUUGACGAAGAAGUCGAAACGACGCAUGUUAAGUUUCUUCAGCAACCGCCUGGAGGACGUACAUUUGCUGAAAUUUUGGAGAGAUUUAACGCAAAUGUAUCAUACAGCGGACUUAAUUAUUCCAUCACGCAAGAUGGAAUUUUUACUGAAAAUAAAGACAAAAUUAUUCUCGGAGCUUUGAACAAUUUGAUCAGCAAAGAUCUUGAAACGAAUAGCGAGAUUGAAGCACAAUUUCAUGCACUACGAAGAUUGGUGGCUAGCAAGAUUGGCUUUGCUGCAUUUACAACGCAUCCUGGUUUUAGAGAAGCCGUUGGUACAAAAGUCGUAAAGGCUUUGAAAAGACAAAAUUGUGGUGUAACGCAAGCUGCUAUAGAUUGUAUCUGUGCUCUAAUGCAACCGAUGCAUGACGAUUGCGAUUUAAGACAAGAACAAUUGAACAAGAGUAGCUUGCUUAGCAGUAAUAAAUUUUUAGAAAGUUUACUUGAAAUGUGGAUUAAUCAUAUUAAUCAUGGUACAGGUGCACUGGUGGUCUCUGCUAUGCUCGAUCUUUUAACAUUUGCCUUGUGCGUGCCAUACAGUGAGACUACCGAUGGCAAGCAUUUUGAUAAUCUUUUAGAAAUGGUUGCCACAAGAGGUAGAUCUUUGUUCAAGUUGUUUCAACAUCCUUCACUGGCUGUGGUCAAAGGUGCUGGACUAAUAAUGCGAGCAAUUAUUGAGGAAGGUGCACCAGAAGUAGCAGCAAAAAUGCAAGAGCUAGCACUUGCAGAAGGAGCUCUACCGAGACAUUUAUUGAACAGUUUGUUUACGAUCGGUAGCGAUGGCAGAUUAUUAACACAUCGACAAUUGUGUCGACACUUAGUAGGUUUAUGGGUUACGGGACAUCCUACGGCUAUGGGAUUAUUGAAACGAAUUAUGCCGGUAGGCCUGUUGAAUUAUUUGGAUUCUGAUGAAAAGAUACCAGACACAUUCUUAGAGGAAGAGAGACUGAACAAUCGUGACAAUUUGAAGAUAGCCAUAGAUCAUGCAUCAAGAAAUAAGAAAAGCCCACAAUGGAUAGCUAUUGAACGUCAGAUGCGAGUGGUCGAGAAGCAUGUAGAAAAUGCUUUGCAACACUGGGGUGCUCGUAUCGGUAUAGAACGGAGAGAAAAGAUUAAAGAGCGUCCGAUAGUGUUAAGAAAACGUAGAGAACGAAUUAAAUCCGAAGCAAAUUGGAAAUUGUUCUAUUAUAAAUUUAAUCAAGAUCACGCACUGCCAAAUUUAAUUUGGAAUCAUAAGACGAGAGAAGAGUUGAGAAUAGCUUUGGAAAAUGAGAUACGUGCAUUUAGUUCGGAUAAAGAUUUGGCCGGUGGAACUUUGAUCGCGUGGAAUCAUAGAGAAUUUGAGGUGCAAUAUCAAUGUCUUUCGGAUGAAGUCAAAAUUGGAGAUUAUUACUUGAGACUUUUAUUAGAAAAGGAUAGUCCGGACAAUCCUAUAAGAAAAUCAUACGAAUUUUUUAAUGAUUUAUACCAUAGAUUUUUAUUGACUGCGAAAAUUGAAAUGAAGUGCCUUUGCCUGCAAGCAAUGACGAUAGUAUAUGGUCGAUAUUACGAAGAUAUUGGCCCAUUCUCGGAUACAAAAUACAUCCUGGGAAUGCUGGAGCGUUGCGCGGAUAGAACAGAACGUGAUAGACUAGUCAUGUUUAUAAAUAAACUCAUAUUGCACAGGCGAAAUGUUAAAGAUAUAAUGGAUCAAAAUGGUGUGCGAACUUUAGUCGAUUUAUUGACAUUGGCACAUCUACAUACUUCUCGAGCUGUCGUUCCGACGCAGACCAAUGUGAUAGAAGCAGGGCCACAGCAAGAACGAAUGGAAAAAGAAUGGUACUAUAAUAACGGAGAUCAACGUGAAGGUCCGGUAAGUCUAAAAGACCUGAAAGAUUUAUACGGCUCGAGUCAUGUGACUUACAAAACAAAAGUUUGGGCCCAAGGGUUAGAUGGGUGGAAAACGAUCUCACAAGUGCCACAAUUAAAGUGGAGUCUUGUCGCAAAGGGAACUCCCGUGAUAAACGAAAGUGAAUUGGCCAAUUUAAUUUUGAAUAUUUUAAUCAAGAUGUGCGAGUAUUUUCCAAGUAGAGAUGCCGAUGAUGCGGUAAUCAGGCCUUUGCCACGUGUGAAGCGAUUGCUGUCUGAUCUUCAGUACCUGCCACAUAUUGUACAGCUUCUGCUAACAUUCGAUCCCAUUCUAGUUGAAAGAGUUGCUACAUUGUUAUGUGAAGUGAUGCGAGAUAAUGCGGAUGUAUCCAAAAUUUAUCUUACUGGUGUGUUUUAUUUUAUCUUAAUGUACACUGGUUCUAACGUCUUGCCAAUUGCGAGAUUCUUACAGCUUACGCACACAAAACAAGCCUUUAGGAACGAUGAUAGCACUUCUUCAGAUAUUAUGCAACGAAGCAUUCUCGGUCAAUUAUUGCCUGAUGCAAUGGUGAGUUAUUUAGAGAACCACGGAGCAGAGAAAUUCGCGCAAAUAUUUCUUGGAGAUUACGAUACGCCAGAAGCGAUUUGGAACGCAGAAAUGCGACGAAUGCUUAUUGAGAAAAUUGCUGCGCACAUUGCAGAUUUUACUCCCAAGUUGCGAAGUCAUACCAUGGCCAGGUAUCAAUAUAUCGCUAUACCUGCUAUAAGAUAUCCACAAUUGGAAAACGAAUUGUUCUGCCAAAUAUUCUAUCUCAGACAUCUUUGCGAUACUGUUAAAUUUCCGCAGUGGCCUAUCCCAGAACCUGUGCAAUUGUUGAAAGAUGUAUUGGAUGCAUGGAAGAGAGAGGUAGAGAAAAAGCCACCUCUGAUGACUGUGGAUGAAGCUUAUAAGCAACUUGGCUUACCAAGUGGAAAACAGCAUGAUGGAGCGAUCGUCAGGAAAUCAUUUUAUAAAUUAGCUCAAAUGUAUCAUCCUGAUAAAAAUCCUGAAGGCCGGGAUAAGUUCGAAGCUGUCAGUCAGGCAUACGAAUUUCUGUGUAGCCGCAGUUGUUGGUCAACGACUGGCCCUAAUCCUGACAACAUUGUUUUGAUUCUGAGGACUCAAAGCAUUCUUUUCCAUAGAUAUACGGAAGAACUUGGACCUUACAAGUACGCUGGUUAUCCUCAGUUAAUCAAAACAAUCAAGCUAGAAACAGAUGACGAACGAUUAUUUUCAAAGUCUGCUCCGUUAUUAGCAGCUGCCAGUGAACUCGCGUACCACACUGUGCACUGUUCGGCUUUAAAUGCCGAAGAAUUGCGAAGGGAGGGUGGUUUAGACGUAUUGCUAGAAGCAUAUACACGAUGUGUGUCCGUCUUGAGCAGAUCAAGUAAAUCCACUGACGUAGCGGUACAAGUUUGUAUGCAUAUCACUAGAUGUUUCGCUGUUGCCGGAUCAUUUCGAAGUUGCAGAGAUAAGAUUAUCGAAUUGCCGCAACUUGUAAGAGACCUUUGUAGGAUACUGCAUUUUAAGCAUUUAACAAGAUUGUGUGCGGUUGCCACAGAAUGUAUUUCAUCUUUGGCUACGGAUAGCAUAUUGCAAAUGCAACUAUUACAAUCUGGUGCUUUAUGGGAUCUGUUGCUCUUCAUGUUCAACUAUGAUUAUACCUUAGAAGAAGGUGGUGUAGAAAGAAAUCAGGACGAAAAUCGUCAAGAAGUAGCCAACAACUUGGCUAAAUUGGCAGUUCGUGCUUGUGCUAGAUUAGGUGGUUAUAUGAAAGGCGAGAACGAGACACCCGUUAAUCCAGUCACAGUCGCCGCUUUGGAAUGUUUGUUAACACCCUAUUUGGCGCGUCAGCUUAUUAAAGACAAACCCGAAGAGAUUUUAAAGAUAUUAAAUUCUAAUUGUUCAAAUCCAUAUUUAAUCUGGGACAAUGGCACUAGGGCGGAAUUAAAUGAAUAUUUAGAACUGAAACGGCAAGAGAGAUUAAAUAAUAGCGACAAUUUUGAACAUGAUUUUAGUGAUUUCAAGUAUACCGCUCAUGCUAACGAAUUGAUAAUCGGCGAAAUAUUCGUGAAGAUAUACAAUGAACAACCAGCGUAUCCAAUUGAGAAUCCGAAAAGUUUUACGAUAAAUUUGCUUGAAUUUCUGUCACUAUCUUCGGAGUACUUAACAUCCUUGGGAAAUGUCGCUUCGGUUAAGAAGGACCACGAAAAAUUGGAACACGUUGUUAUGGCGCUUAAAGCUUUGAACAACGUUAUCAAAAAUAAUCCUGGGAUUGAAUUACAGUGCAUGGGGCACUUUAAAUUGUUGUUUGGACUUCUGAAUUGUAAUAAUUUUAAAUUAAUACAAAAGAGUGCUUUAGAAGUAAUUAGUAAUGUUACCAAGAAUCAGGAAUGCGUUGAUGAUAUUGCCGCGAAUGAAGUUGUAGUGCAUUUGUUGUUAUGUUUGCACAGUCUGAAAGAAUAUCAGCUUCUUGUAUUAGAAACUUUGUACGCACUGAUGAGUUCGACUAAAAUUGUGAAAGAUGCAUUAGCAAAAGGAGCUGUUGUGUAUAUUCUUGAUCUUUUUUGUAAUUCGAGUAAUAUUCAGACAAGAGAAGCAGCAGCUGAAUUACUCGCGAAAAUGUCGUCCGACAAAUUAGCUGGACCAAAAGUCAAACUUGAUUUAUCAAAAUUUUUACCAAGAUUAUUCAGCGAAGCUAUUCGCGAUGCACCUAAGCAGUGUGUACAUAUGUUUGAAACGCAGCACGAAAAUCCCGAGUUGAUAUGGGAUGAUGAUGCAAAAGUUAGAGUAGCGAGGAUUAUCGCAGAAUUAAAAGACGAAUAUCAUGCAUUACAGAGACGAAAUCCUAAUGCCAUAUUAAAAUUACCUGAUACUCAAAAUAAUAUUGAUAUCGCGACAAAUGAACCUAUCGUAGGAGGGGUGUACCUUAGAUUAUUUAUAGCUAGUCCUGCUUGGGCGCUUAGGAAACCAAAGGAAUUCUUAAGUGAGCUGAUGGACACGACAUUAACGUUAAUGUCCAAGGAAAAGACUGAUACGGAUAUGUUAGAAUUAACAACGCAGGCUCUUGUGUGUUUACUUCAAGCACAACCUACUUUGGCGGACCAAGUACCAUCCUUGGGUCACAUACCACGACUCUGUCGACAGAUGGCUGUUCAAAACAGUCAGCCAUCUGUCUAUAAGACAGCUAUAUUAAUUUUGCAUCAAUUGGCUACUAGUGAAAUAUGUAUCUCGUCUAUAUGUCAAACGGAAUGCAUAAGUCCACUGAAACAUGCAAUGCAAUCGAGAAGAGACAUGAUUGCGAUAGCAUGCGAAACAUUGAAUAGAUUAUUUUCGACAAAUGAAGAUAGACUUGUCAAGCAAGCAUUGGAUGCUGAAAUGGUACCAUAUCUCUUGAAUAUAUUGGAAGGACGGUUAGAUAUUCUCGAAAAUCCUGCCACGACUAAAGCACAAAUAGUAAAAGCUUUAAAAGCCAUGACAAAAAGUUUACUUCUUGGUGAAAAAGUUAAUGCCAUUUUGGAAAAAUCAAGUGUAUGGGCGGAAUAUAAAGAUCAGCGGCACGAUCUGUUCAUUUCUAACAAUAUUAGUUCUGGUUAUCUUACAGCUGGAACACCUGUAUCUGCUGGCUAUCUGACAGCAGGGCCAAGUACAACUUUAACCACGGGCCCACCACCAGUAGACAAAGAAGAUAAUUUAAUUAAUAGAAAUGAUAGCAUCUGAUGUAGAUAACAUUGUAAGUGGUGCAAAAGGCAGUAAGAACAUUAAUACUGAGAGAUUUCUAUCGGUAGAUAAUACCAAUAAUAGAGACUACAUUGUCUGUGAUUUUUGGCUUCUUAAAGAAAGAAAUUUAUUAAAUAUAUUAUUUUUGCUGUAUAAUCUUUAUGUUAGAGAAUUAUAAGACAUAAUAUUUUGUUCUUUGAUUACAUUUAUAUAUGAGUAAUAACAUAGUUAUAAACUUGUCAGUUUUUAAGACAA
Molecule: messenger RNA, 6618 nt
Organism: Pogonomyrmex barbatus (red harvester ant)
Lineage: Eukaryota; Metazoa; Arthropoda; Insecta; Hymenoptera; Formicidae
Gene: Rme-8
Product: receptor mediated endocytosis 8
Biological process (GO): receptor-mediated endocytosis; regulation of early endosome to late endosome transport; endosome organization
Cellular component (GO): endosome membrane
Source: RefSeq, a predicted model, not a curated record